Molecule: messenger RNA, 471 nt
Organism: Helianthus annuus (common sunflower)
Lineage: Eukaryota; Viridiplantae; Streptophyta; Magnoliopsida; Asterales; Asteraceae
Exons: 2
Coding region: 4-336 (110 amino acids)
Source: RefSeq, a predicted model, not a curated record
AUAAUGAAUUUCGCAAGAGAAGUUAUAGUUCCAACAUCUUCUAAUGCAAACUCCAAUACAUCAGAACGACAUAGAAAGCUAAAAGAAAUAUUUUCUGGAGCAAUAGGCGCGUUAGAUGGCACUCUUGUACAUGCAAUCGUGCCUGCUGAUCAACAGACUCAUUAUAGGGGAAGAGGAAAAGGUGAAUGCUUUCAAAAUGUACUAGCAAUUUGUGAUUUCGAUAUGAUAUUCACGUUCGUAUGGGCCGGAUGGGAGGGCAUUGCACAUGAUUCACGAGUUUUAAAAGAAGUAGCAUUUAACCAGACUUCCGGCUUUCCUUUUCCCCCCACCAGAUAAUUAUUACCUUUGUGACGCUGCAUACACCAACACUCGUGGAUUUAUGACUCCCUACCGUAAUACGAGGUAUUGGUUAGCCGAUUUUCGACGACAACGUGCAUUAACUAAGGAAGAAAAAUUCAAUCAUGCACACGC